GCGGAGCGGAGCGGAGCGGCCGCCCCCCCCUCCCAUGUCGCUGCCUGUGGUGCUGCCGGGCUCCUGCUGCCCCAUGGCCGGGCUCUCCGCUGCGCUUCAGGCAGCGGCUCCCGGCCCCGCCACCUCUCCGGCCCCGCCGCUGCCGCCUCUCCGGCGCUUCCAGCACUAUCGGCCUCCCCCGGCGGCGCUCUCCCCUCUGUCCGCCCGCCGGGCCGCCGCCGCCGGGGCCCACGGGCUGCUGCCAGCCAGACCGCUACUGUCCCUGGGGCUGCUGCAGCUCAUCCUGGGCUGCUGCAUGGUGGCGCUGAGCUUCGGGGCGCUGUCCCUCAGCGGCUCCCCGCAGGUGAAGAACUCCUGCCCCUUCUGGGCUGGCUCCUCGGUGAUCUUGUCCGGAAUCAUAGGAUUAACUACGUGGAAGAGACCAGUGGUACUUUUGGUUAACCUGUUUGUUUUGCUGUCUGUUGUCUGUGUUCUUUUGAACCUGGCUGGAUUUAUCCUAGGAUGUCAAGGUGCUCAGUUUGUGUCCAGUGUACCAAGAUGUGACCUGGUGGACCUAGGUGAAAGCAAGAUUUGUUUCUGCUGUGAAGAGUUUCACCCAGCCAAAUGCACAGAGAAAGAGAAUGCAUUGAAGCUGUACCCAGUCCAGUCAUGUAGCGCUGUUCACCUUCUACUCAAGAAAGUUCUCUUUGCUCUGUGUGCCCUCAACGCUCUGACAACCACAGUAUGCUUGGUAGCAGCUGCCCUGCGUUACUUGCAGAUAUUUGCAACAAGAAGAUCCUGCAUAGAUGAAUCUCAGGUGUCUGUAGAGGAAAUUGAAGAACAAGGCCGCAUUUCUGAUCCUGAGGACUUUGUACCACCUGUGCCACCUCCAUCAUAUUUUGCUACGUUCUACUCUUGCACACCCAGAAUGAAUCGCAGGAUGCUUGGAUCGGAUGUUAUUCCAUUACCACAUAUUUAUGGAGCUAGAAUUAAAGGAGUUGAAGUGUUCUGUCCUUUGGAUCCCCCUCCUCCAUAUGAAGCUGUGGUGAGCCAGAUCAGUCGUGAGCAGGGAGGUGCAUUCCAAAUUCCAGAUGUGGCAGAAGCUGUUGUUGGGCCACCAGAACCAAACGAUACACAAGUCUCUCAAGUAGGUGGGGAUAUUCCUGACUCUUCCAAUAGAGAGAGCCUUUCAACUUCAAAUCCGAGCUCAGUGCCUGCAGAACAAAAGCCUGCAUGCAAGAGAGCCUUCAACCCUCUGAGGAAGAGAUCAAAAAGCGACCCUGUGCUACACGGCUUGCCACCUAGAGGUCCGGUACUGAGCUGUGAAGCUGCAACUCAGACUGAAUUAAAACCAAAACUGGCCACUGUCAUUUUGCGAAAAGGUUUAAGAGCAAGAGCUUUGAAAGCAAGACCCCGGUCGUUGGUAGACUACAAGUCAUACAUAGACACUAAGCUGCUUGUGGCAAGGUUCCUAGAGCAGUCCUCCUGCAGUAUGACCCCUGACAUACACGAACUGGUGGAAAAUAUCAAAUCUGUUUUAAAGUCGGACGAAGAACACAUGGAGGAAGCCAUCACCAGUGCCAGCUUCCUGGAGCAGGUUAUGACUCCAGCUCAGCCAUCUACAUCAAGGACACAUACACUCCCAUUUAGAAGACACCCAGGACUGCUGCACCUAGAGAUCUGUGGUGAUCUGAGUACUUUCACUACAUCAGAAAACCAGGUAGCAGAGAGGAAAACCCAGAGACUAGAGCACGAACGGCCCCAUAGUCUCAUUGGAGUUGUACGGGAAACUGUGCUCUGACUUGGUCUUGUUGCUUAUCUGAGUUCCUGGGUGAGACAAACCAACAGGGCUGGAAAAUCAUCUCUGACAAGCAGGUUGAUGGGAAUAUCACAAAUACAUUUUUUCACGCUUUUGGAACUCCCCACUGGAGACUCUUUGAGAAAGUUAAUUCUAGAAAACUUUUCUCUUUGUUGUUCUGGUUCCCAGGUGGCUUUAAAACAAGGAUAUCCAUGUGCAAUUAGUUAUUCCUGGAUCAUUGUUUUGGUGCACUGUUGUAGUUUUUCAGUUCUUGGAAUUUAUUAAUUCUUGUUACUAAACCACAUGUUGUACAGUGGCUAAAGUUGAAUGACUAUACCUUGACUUUUGAGAUAGGCAUGGUUAUGCAUAAAUUCAUUCAUUUUUGUCUUAUGGGAGAGUAUAGUCCAAAUUCUUCUCUCAUGUCUGUAUAAAUCUGAAAUUAAACCAUUGAACUCAAUGGAACAGCUCCUCAGUUGAGUUCAGCUGAGCGAUGCAAAUUUAUACCCGCAGCGGCCCUAUGACUUUACUCCAUACUAGAGCUAUGCAAAUACUGCAGAACAGUAUGUACUUUCACAAGUAGCCUUGGUGAAAGUGUUUUGUGCUGCCAUCUUGAAAACUCUUUGUGGGCUUGGGUGUCAGUCAUUUAGUCAGGGAACUGAAACACUAUCCUGAGCUUUUGGUGACCUCAGUCACAGAGCACAAAUAGUGAAUUAGCAACAGCAAAUACUCAAAGCACAGUGAACAGUUCGUGAGCAAUCCAUGAGCUGAAAUACACUGGCAUCAAAUAUUUGUCAUUUUGAAUAAUGUACAAAUUCAUGAGUCAGUCUGUUGUUUGCAGAUAAUUCAUGAGUGGAAAAAGGCACUAAAUUUGUAAAAUUGCUGACUACUAAUAGUUUGGCAAAUUCUAUUGCAUUUAUGUUGGUAACUAAGAACAGAAUUUAGCCCCAUUUCUCUAUUUUGGAAGGAUACAGCUCAUGAUCAAAAGCCCUCUACAGCCACUGGGAAUCUUUCCAUUGGCUUUAAUGGGCUUUGGAUAAGGCUUAUUGUUUGUAGCAUCAAGGCUAUUUAUAGCAGCCUACAGCUUCCUGUAUUGCAGCAAGAUGCACGUUGUCCUUUAAGUCGGAUGGUUAAAUAUUCCUGCUGUUAUUGAAAUGAUAAAGCCUUACUUAGGGUAACUAUUAAAUCACUUUCCUUGGGAAAAACUAAAAGCUUUACACUGUAAGUGCUAAUUAAGCUUGAUUAGAAGAAGAAAGAGUUGAUUCUUGCUUGAAGGAAGAGACAUAGUUAAUAAACUGUUUAAUUUGUA
Molecule: messenger RNA, 3083 nt
Organism: Malaclemys terrapin pileata
Lineage: Eukaryota; Metazoa; Chordata; Testudines; Emydidae
Gene: ENTREP1
Product: endosomal transmembrane epsin interactor 1
Exons: 11
Coding region: 35-1780 (581 amino acids)
Cellular component (GO): membrane
Source: RefSeq, a predicted model, not a curated record